This is a messenger RNA of Pogoniulus pusillus (Red-fronted tinkerbird), 1705 nucleotides long. It is a transcript of the gene CACNG3, whose product is annotated as calcium voltage-gated channel auxiliary subunit gamma 3. Gene Ontology annotation, biological process: positive regulation of synaptic transmission, glutamatergic; transmission of nerve impulse; postsynaptic neurotransmitter receptor diffusion trapping. Bases 242 to 1189 code for a protein of 315 amino acids. The record is from RefSeq and is a predicted model, not a curated record. The transcript is spliced from 4 exons. Lineage: Eukaryota; Metazoa; Chordata; Aves; Piciformes; Lybiidae. Gene Ontology annotation, molecular function: channel regulator activity; voltage-gated calcium channel activity. Gene Ontology annotation, cellular component: AMPA glutamate receptor complex; postsynaptic density membrane.
CGGGAGAGGCUCCGCGCUCCCGCUGCGGGCACACGGCGGAGCCGCUCCGCGCUCCCGCUGCCGCCGGUUGGGCCAUGCCGGGCGGGCACCGGGGGGCUCGGCGGCCCCGAGCUCCGCCGCCGCCGCGGGGACCGGGCUGUCCGCGGGCCGCAGGGGCAUGAGGAGCCGAGCGCGGAAGGCGGCGGCGGGCGGCGGCGCCGGGCCCUUCCCCUGCGAGCCGCCGUCCGUAGGAUGAAGCAGCAUGAGGAUGUGUGACAGAGGCGUCCAGAUGCUCAUCACCACGGUGGGAGCCUUCGCAGCCUUCAGCCUGAUGACCAUCGCCGUGGGCACCGACUACUGGCUCUACUCGCGCGGCGUGUGCAGGACUAAGUCCCUGAGCGACAACGACACGAGCCGCAAGAACGAGGAGGUGAUGACCCACUCGGGGCUCUGGAGGACGUGCUGCCUGGAAGGAACCUUCCGAGGAGUCUGCAAGAAAAUCGACCACUUCCCCGAGGAUGCGGAUUACGAGCAGGACACGGCCGAGUACCUCCUCCGUGCAGUGAGAGCAUCCAGCAUCUUCCCCAUCCUCAGUGUGGGUCUGCUCUUCUUUGGGGGCCUGUGCGUGGCUGCCAGCGAGUUCUACAAGAGCAAACACAACGUCAUCCUCAGCGCCGGCAUCUUCUUUGUCUCUGCAGGUCUCAGCAACAUCAUCGGGAUCAUAGUCUACAUCUCGGCCAACGCGGGCGACCCGGGGCAGAGCGACUCCAAGAAGAGCUACUCCUACGGCUGGUCCUUCUACUUCGGGGCUCUGUCCUUCAUCAUCGCCGAGGUGGUGGGGGUGGUGGCCGUGCACAUGUACAUCGAGAAGCACCGCCAGAUCCGCGCCAGGUCCCACUCGGAGCUGCUCAAGAAGACAGCCUUCACCCGCCUGCCGCCCUACCGCUACCGCUUCCGCCGGCGGUCCAGCUCCCGCUCCACCGAGCCCCGCUCCCGGGACUUGUCGCCCAUCAGCAAGGGCUUCAGCACCAUCCCCUCCACCGACAUCUCCAUGUUCACCCUCUCCAGGGAUCCCUCCAAGGUCACCAUGGGGACGCUGCUCAACUCGGAGCGGGACCACGGGUUUUUACAGGUCCACAACUCCAUCCCCAAAGAGUUCAAGGAGGCUUUGCACAACAACCCAGCCAACAGACGAACCACGCCGGUCUGAGCGGGCACAGCCGGGCUGGCAGGCUGCAUGGCACCACCCUCCUGACGCUGUGACCCGUGCGAUCCUGUUUUUAAGGACAAACCCAGACGGCUCCCUUUGCCCCUGCCUACGGGGCUCUUUUUUCACUCCCAAAAAUGCCACCAGCCCGGCCAGGCUGUUGUGCCCACGUUGGGACCGGGACCCCCGUGCCAGGGGCUGCGCUGUGACCCUGGCUGUGGUGCCCUACAGACUGAGCGGGGCUUCCAACACCACCCGGGAGAGUGGCUCCCCGAGGUCUCCAUCCGUCGUGUUGCUCAUAACCGCGGUGUUCCCUUAGCUGUGUGUCCAUGGAAUUGCUGGCCAUGGCCCUGGCCGUGAGAACCCCCACCCUGGGAGGCACAGUUGGGUGAAACCACCUGGAAAUGGGGAGCUUGGAGCCCUUGUGGCACCAGCCCCUUCCCCGUCGGGCUGCUGGAGGGGCCGGGGCUGGCUUUCUCUUUGGCGUUUCGUGCAUGCAUUAAAUAGCUUGGAACUCAA